AUGAGAGAUGAAUGGGAGAGGAAGGCCAUUCCUGAUGGAGAGUCGGUGGUGGAGUAUGUCCUGACCUUCCGAGAAAGACUGCCUGAGCUCAUGGGCCCGGCCAGGGAGAAGCUGGUCAAAGCCCAGAGGAAGGAGAAAGUCUGGUUUGACUGCACGGCACGGGCCCACGCCUUCACCGCUGGGGAUCAGGUGAUGGUCCUCAUCCCCGUGAGGAAAAACAAACUCCAGGCUGCCUGGGAAGGUCCCUUCAGGGUUGUCAAGCAGCUAAACAAGGUAAACUAUGUGGUGGAGCUGUCGAACCGGGCACACCACCACCGGGUGUACCAUGUCAAUAUGAUGAAGCCAUAUUAUGACAGGGGGAAUGUGGUGUUGGCCGUGUGUGGACAAUUUCUAGAUUGCCGGGCACAGAGCAAGCUGCAAGCAGUUGAAGAAGCGGUGCAGAAGCUCCAAGUCUCUCUGCAGCCUGACAACGCCUCGGACGCCUCAGCAAAGGGAUCGGACAGUGACGUGCUGACAAAGCUCCCCAGGGGCUGGAGGUUUUACGGUGGGAACUUCUAUUACUUUUCACAAGAAAGGAAGUCGUGGGACGAGGCCGAGCGGUUCUGUGUGUCUCAGGACUCGCACCUGACCUCUGUCUCCUCCCAGGCAGAGCAGGAGUUUCUCUCCAACGAGACCCAGGGAGAAGAUCGCUGGAUUGGACUCACCGACCGGGGGACAGAAGGCAGCUGGCGCUGGGUGGAUGGCACAGAAUACAGAGCAGACGCAAGCAGGGGGUUCUGGAUGCAGAAUGAGCCAAACAAUGCCUAUGGUGGAGAAGACUGUGUUCAUACUGAGCCAAGAUACCAGAAUUUGUGGAAUGAUAACAAGUGCAUUCGGCCUUUCAGGUGGAUUUGUAAGCAGCCCCAUGGACAGGCUGGGCUGUGACAUGCAGGUCCCAGCACCUCAGAAAGCGCCUUAAUUUCCAAGCUAUGGAGCAUGUUUUCCAGACACCUGCCGAUGAGGAGCCCUGUGCACUGGACGGGGCCGCAUGGCAUGUGGAUUGCAGGGAUGCUUUGUCUUGGUGUGAUAUUUGUGGCUGUAGCAGAGACAGCUGCCUUAUGCCGCUCAGUCUUGCUGGCUCUGUAAUUUAUAUGUUUCCUGGUCUGUCACUGAAUAAAGUCCUUGGAUCAUGGAGUUAUUGUUUCAUAAAUACUCAAUAAAUAAUGAUUUGCUUGA
Trachemys scripta elegans is the source of this 1215-nucleotide messenger RNA. It is a transcript of the gene CD207, whose product is annotated as CD207 molecule. The record is from RefSeq and is a predicted model, not a curated record. Bases 1 to 924 code for a protein of 307 amino acids. Gene Ontology annotation, molecular function: signaling receptor activity. The transcript has 5 exons. NCBI's taxonomy places the organism in Eukaryota, Metazoa, Chordata, Testudines, Emydidae.